Brettanomyces bruxellensis is the source of this 225-nucleotide messenger RNA. RefSeq lists its product as uncharacterized. The coding region runs from base 1 to 225 and encodes 74 amino acids. Lineage: Eukaryota; Fungi; Ascomycota; Pichiomycetes; Pichiales; Pichiaceae. The record is from RefSeq and is a predicted model, not a curated record. The transcript is spliced from 2 exons.
AUGAGUAGAGGAAAUCAAAGAGAAAAUGCCAGAAAGAAGGCACUUAAGAAGAGCGGUUCCAACAACAAAAAGAAUAAGAAGAAUGGAGACCCAAAGAAGAGAAUGGAAGAUGAUGCCGCUAUUUUGAGGGCAAAGCAGAAGGCUGCGGAUGAAAGAAAGGCUAAAGAGGCUGCAUCUAAGGGGAGAAAGAGAACCGAUAGAGGUGUCGUAAAAUCAAUGUUCUAG